AUGAGGUUGUAAGUAACAAGAACAUUUCCCAGGAUAUAGACAUAUCUGAUAUGGGCAGAAAGCUUAAAUUCUUGGUAAUUAUUGCACUGUCCAAUUUACAGUAGCUAUUUGAUUUGAUUUAUUACAGUGAAAGAAUACCAUGCUAUUGUUUGAGGAGAGUGCACAGUUAUGAACUUGAAAACCAGUUAGGCACAUUUGGGCAGUCUUGAUGCAACAUGUUGAACAGAUAUACAAUGGUUCAUUGGAUGAGUCUUAAACUUUGCACAUACACUGUUGCCUUCUAGUGGCCAAAAUCUAAAGUAUGGCCUUUCUCUUGCAUUUCAAAGAUGAUGGUAAAAAAAACUGGAGAAAACAGUUUUUUUCUUUGUUAUUAUCUUUUACCAGAUGUAAUGUGUUAUAUUCUCCUAAAUUCAUUUCACAUUUCCACAAACUUCAAAAGUGUUUAUUUUCCAAUGGUAUCAAGAAUAUGCAUAUCCUUGCUUCAGGUUCUGAGCUACAGGCAGUUAUAUUUGGGUGUCAUUUUAGUCGAAAAUUGGAGAGCGUGAAAGGGUCCGAUCCUUGUUUCUAACAAAGCUUAAAAUAAAUACUCUAGCUAGCUGUCUCUGCUCGUGUUGAUGAGGGGACUGUAAACUGUCUGUGCACAUGCGUACUAUGGCCAUCGCAUUUGGCCCAAUCAGAGAAGUUCUCAAAUCCAGGAAGUGAAACAAAACACGUCUUCUUGUGGCUGCUGCAGUUUUGGUAAAGUUGAUUAUCAUGUGGCUCUCUGCAGUGAAACAGUUCGUGGAAGUAAUUAUUGAUUAAGCGAGGAUCUUAGUCUAUGCAAUGGAGGGCAGUGAGAGUGGAGAUGAGGAAACCAUGGAAACAUUGGUGGCAGCUGAGACUCUCCUCAACAUGGACUCCCCCGAAUCCCUCUCUCUGGACCAACAGCACUACACCCAGCUGUACGUUCCCUCCCUGGGUGAUGUCAUCACAUCGCCCGUUACCCACCAGUUGAUGGUGUCAGUAGAGGACAUUGUGGGAGCUCUGGGCCAGCCGCAGUGGGUCACGCUGCAGAGGGAGACUGUUGCCGAGCAACCGAAGAAGAGAGGUAAGAAAUCCAAAAGGCCUGAAUCUCCCACACCGGACAUCACAUUCAAGAGGGGAAAAUACAGCAAAGGGAACACCCUGUAUCUGUGGCAGUUCCUGAUUGAGCUUCUUCAAGACCGACAGGCCUGCCCCCGCUACAUCAAAUGGACCAAUCGGCAUGCAGGGAUCUUUAAGCUGGUCAACUCUAAGGCUGUGGCCCGACUCUGGGGCAAACACAAGAACAAACCAGACAUGAACUAUGAGACCAUGGGCCGAGCUCUCAGGUACUACUACCAGCGUGGGAUCCUGAACAAGGUGGAGGGCCAGAGGCUGGUGUACCAGUUUGCUUCCCUGCCCAAGGACAUGGUCUUCAUCAGUGGUGAUGAAGACCAGGAGGACCAAGGCAAUCAUGAGGACGAUGGAGACGUUCCAGAUGACCCAGAGGAAAGUCCGCCCUCCAGCGACCAAUCCCUGGACGAUUUAGCGUCCUACGAGCAUUCUUUCCCUCCUCUUCCCCCCUCCUCUAGACCAGGUUCCCAAAGGUCCAGACAGAGCAGCUGUAGUCCGGCAACAGCCCAGUGGCACCAACCCGGCCCAGAAUCCGAGUCCCGAUCCCCAGCCCAGCGCAGAACAGUUCUUCGACCACUGGGAGGCAGUCUGAUCCAGCAGCAGCACCUGCCUAUAGUCUCAGCUGAGAUGCUGCGCACCCUGCAGAACGUUCAGUCUCUGCAGACCGGUCAGCACGGGUCGGUCUUCAGAACCGCUCAGCUGCUGGGGAGUAUGUGUGAGAGACAGGCUGCUACUGCAGAACAGACCACCAUAGAUCAGUCAGAUAGUGACUCUGCAGUUACAGCCCGUGACCUGCCCUGUCAAGCAGGGGAAGCUGGAGGUUAAGACAGAGGAGGACCCCGACUCAGGAUUGACCAGGGAGUAGGAUGCCCCGAGACAUCUGAUCAGUGUCGGUCGCUGUCAUCUCCUCAUAGUCAAGACAACUAUAGGGGACAGUGAUCGAAAAGGGAGACCUCUGAGAACGAUGAUGGACAGAUGUGAUGUAAAUUUGAUAUAUUUUACAGAUGUGACAGAUCUGUAUAGUCUUUGUCUCUUACAUUCCCUUAUGCACCAGAGCCAUUUUUCACAGAGAGUUAACCAAACUGUCUUCCAUGUUGGCGCCAAGCACUCCAUGACGAUCACAUUCUAAUAGGCAUUCUAAGUAGAGUGUCAUUGUCUUUCAACUCUUGGUACCAACAUGGUAGCCAUUCGAAUUCUCCACCAAAGACGAUAGACGAGCACUGGAAUCGACAGCCACUCCCGCGCUUCUCUCUCUGUUUGCACUUCAGCUUCACUGUAUGCACGGGAGCUUGCACACUGCUUUUUCCCCCUCUCUAUUUUCUUUCCUCUGCCAUGAUCAAAGCUUUGCGCGAAUGUUAGCUCUUCACGAGCCAUUUAUUUGUCCCUGCUCUUACUCUCACCUACCAAAGUGCCUAAAAUCCUCAAUUCUGUUCCAGCUUUCACGAAAGACGGCCUUGGUCUGUAGCCCGCGAGCUACUGCAUAUUGCGCCUAAAACAUUGUUUUAUGUCUGUGACACUUGAUAAUCUUCAACACACACUUCACACUGUCACUCACAACAGUAGAAGACACACCAUCGGUGCUUGUGGUAAACGUGUCGUAGCUGAUCUGUUCUUGGGGAGGGUACAUUCCAUAGAGAUUGUUGUGACGGUUAACUUUCCAGUAACGACUACAGGCUUUACGUUCACGUUUUCCGGAAAUAAUACAAAUCUAAAUCAAAAAGCAUUUUCUGUGUAAUUUUUUCAGCAGUACUGUUGGCUUUGAGAUGAAGACGUAUUAAUGUUGACAGGGUGCCUGAACUUCUCUCCGGGUUUUUUUUUGGAGAGCGUGAAAGUACUUCUGCCGGAGUCGGUAAUGUUCUAUCAACACUGAUCUAAAGUCAGUUUUGUGGUGUUCUCUGGUUAUUAUUUGGAGAUGGUAAACUGAUCCUAGAUUUGCCCCUAUGGGCAACUUCUACCCAGUGCCCUUCUGAUACACAGUCCUGUUAGCGUUCCAGAUCUGAAUUCAUGAUAUGCUGUAGUAGCGAUGACUGUGCCUUCUUGGACCGUAUAUGCCUUGGUUUUUUGUUUGUGUGUGUAUAUUUGAUGUUUUCCUGUCAGUUGUCUCAGGUUUGUAUGCGUUUUUAUUUCUGCACACAGUAUACAUGGUCCUAGUUCCCAAGUGUUCUAACUGGUCUGUAAAGAGGUAAGAUGAUGUUGCCCUUUUGGCCUAGACUGAUCUAUGGUUAGUUUUGCUGUUCCUACGAGGAUCCUCUAUCUAAUGCCUUGCAAAGCCGUAAGACCUUGGCUCCUUAUAAAAAGCUGUUUUUUUUUCUUAUGCAAUCUUUUCCUUUGAUAAUAUUGCCUUGUGCUACUCUGCUUUAGCUGGAAGGCUUUGAUAUAUUUGUUAUAUUGUGUGAAGAAUCUUGGUUAAAAUGUCAUUGUGGAAAUGCUGUACCAGGCUUUUAUACUAUCAAUCAAUUUAUUGAUGUUCAUUCUGAUGUUUUCAUGCAAUUUAUUAUACAGAAGUAGUAGAUAAAAAAAGGAAUUAUUGUUUUCAUGAAAUAAAAGUUAUAAUUUGAAAUGAA
Molecule: messenger RNA, 3698 nt
Organism: Oncorhynchus nerka (sockeye salmon)
Lineage: Eukaryota; Metazoa; Chordata; Actinopteri; Salmoniformes; Salmonidae
Product: ETS-related transcription factor Elf-1-like
Exons: 6
Coding region: 823-1959 (378 amino acids)
Biological process (GO): regulation of transcription by RNA polymerase II; cell differentiation
Cellular component (GO): nucleus
Molecular function (GO): DNA-binding transcription factor activity, RNA polymerase II-specific; sequence-specific DNA binding
Source: RefSeq, a predicted model, not a curated record